Molecule: messenger RNA, 450 nt
Organism: Macroventuria anomochaeta
Lineage: Eukaryota; Fungi; Ascomycota; Dothideomycetes; Pleosporales; Didymellaceae
Exons: 2
Coding region: 1-450 (149 amino acids)
Source: RefSeq, a predicted model, not a curated record
AUGGCUAGCUUGGUGCGAGCAUCAGCGAUUCCGUCGCACACGUGUAUCGUGGGCGGCGUACGCAAGGAGUGCGCAAUGAGUGCGAGGCCUUGCUCUCUGCACAAUGCGCAUCUCCCUGGGCUACGCUUCCUCUGCUCUUCAUCCAGUAAAAUGACCCAUUUAGAACUUCCCCAGACAGGCAGAGAGAAGCGAGCAAGCACCCGUGAGCAAGCAAGCCCUCCACAUUCUUGUGUGGCCUCACCAACUGCUGCUGUGCAAUGCACCACACGCUUUCGGGCAGGUUCAUCUCACACGCAGCGCGCAUGCACCGUCGUGCUAGUCUCCGCCGUCAGCGCGGGAGACUGUUGGGUGCCUUCUGGCAUGGUGCUGUCCUGGCAGGUGUUAGCUUGCGCCUACGAAGCGGUGCGAGGCACGGAGAAAAAGCAAGUGCGCAGCCCAACGCCAGUUUAG